Messenger RNA from Perognathus longimembris pacificus (Pacific pocket mouse), 4931 nucleotides. RefSeq names its product aspartate beta-hydroxylase (gene Asph). Gene Ontology annotation, biological process: peptidyl-aspartic acid hydroxylation. Gene Ontology annotation, cellular component: membrane; endoplasmic reticulum. Bases 517 to 2898 code for a protein of 793 amino acids. The record is from RefSeq and is a predicted model, not a curated record. The transcript has 27 exons. Gene Ontology annotation, molecular function: protein binding; peptidyl-aspartic acid 3-dioxygenase activity. NCBI's taxonomy places the organism in Eukaryota, Metazoa, Chordata, Mammalia, Rodentia, Heteromyidae.
UUAAUUAAUUUCUUGCUAUUUAUGGUUCUGUUUCAUUCCAACAAAUAAGCUAAUAGUUUUGAAGGCAUUGGAUUAAGAUUCCUAAGGGCCAAAUCAAGCUGUUUCUGGGCUUGAGGCCAUAGUGGGAUUCCUUUCAGUUCUGUCUGGUUGGGUACUUUAGCUGAAGCAAUUAAAACCUGUUUCCAAAAGAAAAACAGCGCUGGUAGCACAGUUUGUUCCUUUUUUCCUGUGGUGCUUCAAUUUUCAGGGGUUGGAGGUAACAGGAGAUAGGCCUCAUCCUAAGUGGAGAAGAUUUUAGGAUUGUCAGGACAGCAUUUUAGCCUGAGUGAUUUGUAGCAUGUGGCAACGAGGAAGAGGCCCCUAAAAAUAACCGGUGACUGAGUCUUCAGUCAGGUCCAAUUUCAGUUCUAAGAGCCCUUGGCCAAGCAGGGCUGGCCAGUCAACGCUGGGAGAGAAGGGUAUGGGGUUUGCCCAGGUUCUCCUGUGAGUGCUUGAAGUGAUUGAAGACAGUUCAAAAUGGCGGAAGACACAGAGGCGAAGCAUGGAGGACACAAGAACGGGAGGAAAGGAGGACUUUCCGGAAGCUCCUUUUUCACGUGGUUUAUGGUCAUUGCAUUGCUAGGAGUGUGGGCAUCUGUGGCUGUCGUGUGGUUUGAUCUUGUUGAUUAUGAGGAAGUCCUAGCCAAAGCAAAGGACUUCCGUUAUAAUUUAUCAGAGGUACUUCAAGGAAAACUAGGAGUCUAUGAUGCUGAUGGUGAUGGAGACUUUGAUGUGGAUGAUGCCAAGGUUCUAUUAGGCCUGACCAAAGAUGGCAGUAAUGAAAAUAUUGAUUCUCUUGAGGAAGUCCUUAAUAUUUUAGCAGAGGAAAGCUCAGAUUGGUUUUAUGGUUUCCUCUCCUUUCUCUAUGAUAUAAUGACUCCUUUUGAAAUGCUAGAAGAAGAAGAAGAAGAAAGCGAAACCACAGAUGGUGUUGAUGGACUUAAAGAAAGAUCUGCUUCUGAGCCAACAUUCCCACCGGAGGAGGCUGAGCCGCACGAUGAGCCCGAGGUCCAGGCUCCCGGGGGCUCAGAACCCCAGAAUAUUGAAGAUGAAAUAAAAGAACAGAUUCAGUCUCUUCUCCAUGAAACGGUACACACAGAACAUGAAGACCUGCAGCUAGACGCAGAUGGACUAGCAGGAGAACCGAGGCCCGAGGAUGAGGGCGUCCUUCCAGCAGCUGAUGUCACUGAGAGAGGGCAGACCCUGGAACCUGGGACACUGUAUGAAGAAAUUCAGGAUAAGUUCUCUGUAGAGGAGACAGUUUUACAGGACCAUCAUCAGGAUAUGGAAGAGAGGAUGAGUAACCAGGAAAUCCCAGAUCUCAGUGAACCAGUCGUAGAGGAUGACAGACUUUCCCCCACCGCAGAUGAUGUACCAUACCAAGAUGAACCAGCACAUGAGCCUUCAGAAAGUGAAAAGAUAGAAAUUUCAGAUAAUGCUGUAGAAGAUUCAAACAUAGUUCCAGAAGAAGUAAGUGCCCCAUCUGUGGAAGAAGACCAGCAGGAAGUACCACCAGAGACCAGUAGAAAGACAGAUGAUCCAGAACAAAAAGAAAAAGCUAAAAAAAAGAAGCCUAAACUUUUAAAUAAAUUUGAUAAGACUAUUAAACCUGCACUAGAUGCUGCAGAAAAGCUACGUAAAAGGGGAAAAAUUGAGGAAGCGUUGACUGCAUUUGAAGAACUCGUACGCAAAUAUCCUCACAGUCCCAGAGCAAGAUACGGGAAGGCGCAGUGUGAAGAUGACCUGGCUGAGAAGAGGAGGAGUAAUGAGAUUCUGCGCAGAGCCAUUGAGACCUACCAAGAGGCAGCCAGCCUGCCCGAGGCGCCCGCGGACCUGGUGCAGCUCAGUCUGAAGCGGCGGUCAGAACGCCAGCAGUUUCUAGGUCACAUGAGAGGCUCCCUGCUUACCCUGCAGAGAUUAGUUCAACUUUUCCCCACUGAUAUGUCCUUAAAGAAUGACCUUGGAGUGGGAUACCUCUUGCUGGGGGACAAUGACAGUGCCAAGAAGGUGUACGAAGAGGUUCUGAACGUGACACCCAAGGAUGGGUUUGCCAUGGUGCAUUAUGGCUUCAUCCUGAAAGCACAGAACAAGAUCGCGGAGAGCAUCCCCUACUUAAAGGAAGGAAUAGAAUCUGGAGCUCCUGGCACUGAUGAUGGGCGAUUUUAUUUCCACCUGGGCGAUGCCAUGCAGAGAGUGGGCAACAAAGAGGCAUAUAAGUGGUACGAGCUUGGGCACAAGAGAGGACAUUUUGCUUCCGUGUGGCAGCGUUCUCUCUACAAUGUGAAUGGACUGAAAGCUCAGCCGUGGUGGACCCCCAAAGAAACGAGCUACACCGAAUUAGUGAAGUCUUUAGAAAGAAACUGGAAGUUAAUCCGUGAUGAAGGCCUGGCGGUGAUGGACACAGCCAAGGGAUUGUUCCUGCCUGAAGAUGAAAACCUGAGGGAGAAGGGCGACUGGAGCCAGUUCACUCUCUGGCAGCAAGGAAGAAAAAAUGAAAAUGCCUGUAAAGGAGCUCCUAAAACCUGCACUUUAUUAGAAAAGUUCCCAGAGACCACAGGAUGCCGGAGAGGACAGAUCAAGUAUUCCGUCAUGCACCCUGGAACCCAUGUGUGGCCCCACACGGGACCCACAAACUGCAGGCUCCGAAUGCAUCUGGGCUUGGUGAUUCCCAAGGAAGGCUGCAAGAUCCGCUGUGCCAAUGAAACCAAGUCGUGGGAAGAAGGCAAAGUGCUCAUUUUUGACGACUCCUUUGAGCAUGAGGUAUGGCAGGAUGCCUCGACUUUCCGGUUGAUAUUCAUCGUGGACGUGUGGCACCCUGAGCUGACACCCCAGCAGAGACGCAGCCUUCCUGCAAUUUAGCUCAACUGUGGGCCUGCUGCAGAUACUCUAGAGAGAAGUUGCCCUUCUGGUUCCCUUUGAAUGUGGAGAGAGAAGUUCAAGCCCUGGCUCUUAAUUCCCUCGUCUUCAUUCAAGAAGCUUGAAAAGGUUUUCUGCUGCAUUCAUUGAGACAGCACCCUGCCGAGCAGCGUUCCUGCUGGGAUAUUACUCUGUGACAGCUCUGAUCUGAUGCCAGUACUUAACGUGAACACUUGAUUGCUUGCCUUGCCCGCCAAAGAUACCUGUUUCCACAUAGAAUAGGGUUGGAGUCAAUGUACAGCCUACAUAGAAACUGUGAAUGAAUUGCUUUAGCUUAUAAGUUUUCUAUGCAGUUAUAUUUUUCUAAGAGAGCUGAAUUAUUUUGCCAUCAUGAACCAAUACCUUCCUGUUGGCUUUAAGGACAAGCUGUGUAAAUACUUCAUUGCUAGCUUUUUCAUGGCAACUUUGCUGGCAAACUCUGAAUUCUGUCUUAAUUCUUUUUAGUCAUCAACACUCAUGAGAUGAACUAUUUUAUUUUCUUAAUGCAGAAAAGAAAACUGUAGCAAUGCCGGCAUCUAUGAAUUAUGCCAACCUUUACCCUUGGAGGGACUUGAUUCAUUAUCUUCUUUGAGAUCCAGUGUUUUCUUUUCCCUCGGUACUAGUAAGAGAACAUUUUUACACUGAAUCAAGAUAUGCAUUCACUUUGUAUUAUGAUAUAAAAAUGCCAUCUGUAAUUUUUUUUUUUAGUGCCAAGUAUUAUUUUAGGGAGGAAGUAUGAAAUUUGUGGCCGUGAAAAUUGUCUCUUGGGAUUAGACAGGGCCUGUGACCCAGGGCCUGGAAACCUGCAGUGUCUUUGCAUGUGGUAGAUUCGUGAAAGUGAUAAGAAGACAGGCCCUUUGUUCCUGAGGCCAUUUUCAUCACACUUCUGCAAAUAUGAUAAGAGCACAGUAGAUGAUUCCCAAGAGUGCCAGGGUCUUUGUCUUGUGAGUAAACAGUCAAGAUUGCUUUCCUCUUUGAAAGGGUUUAAAGAAACCCUUGCAUCUCCCAAGCCUGAGGAACUUCUAUCAUAUAAUCACUGUUUUGAAAUAGUUUAUACCUGAUUUGCUUUUAACUAUUACCUAUGGUAUAGAAAUACCAGUUGAAAGUAGUCUUGCCUACUCGUUCUAGAGAUGACUCAUUGAUUUAGCAAAGUAUUAAUGCAUUUGCUUUUCUAUUUUACAAUUAAAGCUAACUGGAAGUGGUAGCUUUGCAAUGAUUGUAAAGAUAUUCAUGCACUGAAUUCCAAGCCAAUCUGAACAACAACAAAAAUGCUGCAGAAAUGGCAUAUAGGUCACCAGAUUUCAUGCACAAGUAGGAAAAACACUAGUGUUUUCUUCUGCAUCUAAGGGAAAAAGCAUCUUUAUUCCAUUGAAGGAAAUUCUUUGACAUUGAAGCUGACCCUUUCUUUGACCUUGUAGACAUCAAUCCACUUAGUACAAGAGUUAACAAAAUAUUUGUCCUUUUCCUACAAUAUUUAUUUUGUACCUUCUGUUUUGCCAUUGUUUAAAAAUCCCAUUAAAACAGAAAUACAUCUAAAUUCAUUACCAAAAUUCAAAAGAAAAAAAAAGCUUCUGAAAAAUAAAAGGGUGUUUGUGUCCUUUGAUAUUUAUUAAGCAGAGGGAAUGACUGGCAAAGGACGAUCGAUACAAUCCAGUGUUCAUGUAGUAACAUUCGGCUCACUUGUUGAAUUUUAUUCUCCUAUGUAUAUUGCAUACAAAUAACAAAAUUCAAACCCUAACUAACUUCUCAUUGUUGGACCAUCAUCUUACAUUCAUAUGAAUAAACUGUGUGAGAGUAAUAACUACCUCUUGACUUAAUAAGUGUAAUAUGGUAUUUAAAAUCCUGUCACUACAGUAGGAUUCUAAAUAUUGCCAGUUAAAAAGUCAAACAUUAUUCGUUCCAAAGGGCUGGCAAUCACCAACUCCAGUGGUAUUUUGAGUACUUGGAUCCUACAUCUGUUUUGUAAUCCCAAGCAAUAAAAUGGAUUUUCUAAUUCA